AUGCUAUUCGAACGAGCAUCGUUCGCCUGCUCAUUGUUAAACUCCGAUGUUUCAUUGUUCGUUCGUCCGUUCGUUUGUUUUUCUCACGCGCCGUUUCGCCGAUCAAUUUUCCGCGUACGAAAAAUUCCAGUAGCGCGUUCCGCACGAAUCGACGAAAUUCGCACGGGCCGACGGACGGAUAAAAGCGACAUGAACCCUGUGAAACUGCGAUUUUAUACCGAGCGAUACGAGAAGGAGAAAAAGUACUUUCGCCUGCAAGAAAAGUUCGUAGCUAUCGCGCGUACGAAACCUCUAACCGGUAAGUUUUACGCAAAACACGACGCAAUCCCGGCUUCCGAGGUUCGACGAGAGUACGUAGAUUUGAUCUCGAAACGACUGGUCCUCGCACCGAAGGAUAUUUACGCGUUCAAGCCAUCCACGGUCAAUAUGGAGUAUGGCUGGUUCUCGGAACCCUUGAUACCUCGAACCAAGGAUCCAAGGUUGUCGUUUGCCCGAAAACAAACGGAUUUUAUCGCUAACGAGCUUCGAAUACGACACGUUCAAAGAGGUUUACCGACCGAGAAGUUUCUAGGAAUACCUUUCAAAGUUUAAACGACGCGGCUAUGCUAUCGUUUGUCGCGAUCGUCGAUAAAAUUCAAUAUCGAUGUUGUGCCAACUCCGUUUCCUGGCAACGAACGAGCCACACCGAUCCCGCGUCGACAUGCCACAAACCAC
Messenger RNA from Bombus pyrosoma, 714 nucleotides. RefSeq lists its product as uncharacterized. The transcript is spliced from 2 exons. NCBI's taxonomy places the organism in Eukaryota, Metazoa, Arthropoda, Insecta, Hymenoptera, Apidae. The record is from RefSeq and is a predicted model, not a curated record. Bases 1 to 591 code for a protein of 196 amino acids.